Molecule: messenger RNA, 546 nt
Organism: Solanum pennellii
Lineage: Eukaryota; Viridiplantae; Streptophyta; Magnoliopsida; Solanales; Solanaceae
Exons: 2
Coding region: 1-546 (181 amino acids)
Source: RefSeq, a predicted model, not a curated record
AUGAAACAACUGAAUGCAAAUGUGAUCCAAGCCAUUCUUUACACUACUUGGUUCGGAAAUGUUGUUCCUGUGCCGAAAAAGGAUGGAAAGACAAGAGUUUGUGUUGACUAUGGAGAUUUGAACAAGGCUAGUCCAAAGGACAACCAUUUCUUGCCAAAUAUCCACAUUCUAGUUGAUAUUUGUGAAAAACACGAGAUUCAAUCUUUUGUGGACUGUUAUGCGGGGUAUCAUCAAAUCUUGAUCGAUGAAGAGGACGCUGAGAAAACUGCUUUCACCACUCCACGGGGACUUAUUGCUAUAGGUUUUGUUGUCACUAGAAAGGUAAUCAAAUUUGAUCCAUCCAAAAUAAAAGCCAUUUUGGAUUCGCUACCCCUGAAAAAUAAGACCGAAGUCAUGAGCCUACUUGGGAGGUUAAACUACAUUAGCAGGUUUAUUGCUCAAUUCGCAACUACUUGUGAGCCCAUUUUCGGACUUCUGCAGAAGGAUGCUGCUGUCAGAUGGACAGAAGAUUGUCAACAAGCUUUUGAAAAAAUCAAAAUGUAUUAG